This is a messenger RNA of Acanthopagrus latus (yellowfin seabream), 2044 nucleotides long. RefSeq names its product E3 ubiquitin/ISG15 ligase TRIM25-like. The transcript has 9 exons. The coding region runs from base 240 to 1748 and encodes 502 amino acids. Lineage: Eukaryota; Metazoa; Chordata; Actinopteri; Spariformes; Sparidae. The record is from RefSeq and is a predicted model, not a curated record. Gene Ontology annotation, molecular function: zinc ion binding.
UCCAAUGUCCCGAUUACUGUUACGGUAACAAUGGUGGUCAUUCAAGUAAGAGACUGGUCAAGUUUCAAGGAGAGCUAUUAACAUUUUAUCGUCUGUGUAAAAAGCGGACAUUCAUACGCACACGCGCACAGUACUGGCAUCAUCAGACGUCAUGAAUUAUUAGUCAGCUACAGAGCUUCUGCUUUUUCACUGCCAGCUGCACAAAUUAAUCGCACAAAAGCUUCAUCUGACGUCUCAUCAUGGCCGACACGGAACAGAGCCAGUUUUCUCUGAUGAGCCUGGAGGAUGAGCUGACCUGCAGCAUCUGUCUGAGUCCCUUUGACUGUCCGGUGACCAUCCCCUGCGGACACAACUUCUGCCAGGGCUGCCUCCUCAGCACCUGGACCGACACCUACAGCUGUCCUCAGUGUCGGACCCUCUUUGAGACCAUACCGGAGCUGAAGAAAAACACGGUCCUCAGCAGCGUCGUCCAGACCUUCUGCUCGACCAGCCUGGUGGUGGAGGAGAGCAAGGCGGAGAAAGAUGAUGUGGUCCGCUGUGACACCUGUAUGGAGGCAGAAGCGGCCCAGACCUGCCUCACCUGCAUGGCCUCUUUCUGCGAGGAGCACCUGCGGCCUCACCGGGAAAACCCAACUUUCCGUGUCCACCAGCUGAUUGAGCCCAUCGGCAACCUGUCAGAGCACAUCUGCGCGGACCACCACAAGCUGAUGGAGUUCUUCUGCAGCCAGCAUGGCCGACCAAUCUGCAGCUUAUGUCUCCAGCAAGUCCACAAAGGCUGCACGUUCAUAUCACCUGAGGAGCAGAGGAGCCUGAAAGAGACUGACCUCAGAGAGAAGUUGGGUUUGCUGGACAUGAAGAUUGAGAAGACUGAGACAGUUAUGUUUCAAAUUAAUGACAUGCAGAGUAAGCUGAAGGAAGCAGCUACCAAGAGGAAGACAGCAUUUGCAGCUGUGUUUCAGCAGAUGCGGGAUAUGUUGGCCCAAGAAGAGCGUGAGGCCCAACAUGAGGUGGACCACGAGCUGGAGACGGGUCAGAUGAAACUUCGUGAUCUCAUGAAGAGGUUAACUGAGAAUACUGAGAACAUGAGAAAAGCCAGAGAAGAUAUCAACGGUCUGCUGAGUCAAUCCCAAACCCUAGCCUUUCUGCAGGCUUCAUUUGACUUGCCAAGGGCUACAAAGUUUGAGCCUCACACCCCUCGGAUCAACCUGGACUCCAAGAAGGUGACAGCAACACAGGCCUUUGCUUCAUCACUGAAGGACCAUCUGACAGAGAUCUUUAAACAGCCUGUUGAGGCCAGACUGGUCACACUUAACCCAGAUGAAAGCGCAGCUCCUGUCUCAGGAAGUGCUGGAUCACAGCUGGAAUCUGAACAAGCAGAUCCUCCAGAGCAGAGCAGACAGACCACAUCCAUCGGUCCUGGUUGUCCACCCAUCCAGCCAUUCUUCCAGCCAGUUCCCGUACCUGUUUAUAUUGGCCAACAUGGAGGCUGGAGCACACCCCAGUAUAGACAGGGCCAGGCACCAGGCUCUUACAAGGGACCUCCAUUUAGACCAGGACAAAAGACAGACAAGAAAAGUGAUACGGGUCACCACUCCUCCCACAAGCAAGUCAAAAAGCCCCAGAGUGCUUCAGGCGGGAAAAAGCCAAGCGGAAAAGGAUCCGACUCCACUAAGAAGGACAAUCCUAAAAGCCAUCCAUCAUCAGGAAAACCAGCUGGACCCCAUCCACGGCCGCAUAAAAACAAAUAGAUGCAGCAGCUGCUAUAUGUGCUUCUGGAGUCCUGAUACAACAAGUCAAUAUAACACUCUGUAUGCUAUAAAUGUAGAGACGGUCAGGUGGUCACAUGAUAGGGAGUUGCAUAAUGAAAUUGCUUUAUGUGCUUAGAUAAAUUCGGAUGUGGUAGACAUGGCUUGGAAAUGCAAUCCCAGAUUGUUGUUUCUUAAGUAUUCAUCCAGGGCAUGUGUUAAAGAAAGUUUGCAUUUUGUCAGUUGUAUGUUUUGUCUUUCUCUGAUCCGUACACCGUGACCUUGCAGUCAAACUUGUA